UACCAACAUAAAUUAGACAACGUCUGACAAUUUAAUCCAGUGAGAAACUGAGCGUUUAGUAUUUUCUCGGUGUUAUGGAGAAUUCUACGAAGAACUGACAAUCGAGCAUAUUACGUGCUAGCAUAUCAACAGGUGAAAAUAAUCAUUUAUAAAAAUACUCGUAAUGUCUUGUUUGAUCUAGUUCAAAAAAUGCAGAUCAUGUGAUGAUUUAAAAUAACCGAUUAUUACACGAUAAACGAUCAAAUCAACGAAUCUUUUUUAAUCCAUAGUGCCCUUUAUAAACGCGUGGUUAUUAAUAAUUAAUUUUAACUGUUAAAAUGGUUGUUUUCAAUCUAAGAAUACACAAUGAAAGGUGCUCGUGAAAUUCAAAGCUUACUAUUUCUGGCAAACUCGUUCACGUGACACGGAAUUAUUGAAAUACAAUAAUAACUUUCGGUGAUUCAUAAUUAUAUAUAGGGUUUCUUUCCGAGUAUCUUGAUAUAUUCUUAGUGGAUGCACUGUCGUAGACGCUGCAAACAAGUCAAAGAAUUUAAUGCUAAAUAAGGGGUCGCAAAAAUGAAGUCGGAUGUCGAGCACAAAUUGAAGGAAUUUUCAGAACGUACAACGUGUCAUGGAAUCGCGCAGAUAUUUUCCAGAAAGAACAGGGUACAUCGAUACAUUUGGAUCUUGUUGGUGAUCGCUGUGGUUGCCACGCUCAGCAGUCAGCUUGUUACACGUGUGAUGCAAUACGCCAUGUUCAAGACAACAACAGUUAUAUCAGAAAAACAUGUUUCUAACUUACAAUUUCCAUCAGUCACGGUCUGCAAUUUCAACUCAUUGUUUAGCGUAACAGAAGACUACGAGUACCAGGCAGCCACACUGCUGUUAAAGGCUAAAAUAGGCUACAUACCCAUAACAACUAGUGGCGAUGGUUUUGACGGCGAUGACUAUAACGACAAUGACUAUAACGACAAUGACUAUAAUAGCAAUUACUAUAAUGGCGAGGACUAUUACACCGAUGGAUUCAAGUUCUUCGGCAAUUACAACAAUUCUGUGCUUGAUUAUAUGAAUAUUAAAGGCUGGCAAUUAGACGACAAGACUCUGAAAUGGUGUACAUAUGGUCCGCGGAACUGCACAAUUGCAAAUUUCACAAGCCGCUUGACAAACAUGGGAAAAUGUUGGACGUUUCAGACUUCCAUUCCGACUUGGAAACCGGGAAGUAGAAGCGGGUUGUCUAUUGGCCUUGACAUUCAAGAGGACCAAUACUUCUUAUCGUACGAGAAAUCGAGCCAUGUGAUAGGAAUAAGAGUUCAAGUUCAUCCACAAUACGAGGAACCACAAGUCGAGGAGUUGGGGCUGGCUGUAUCGGGUGGAAAGCGCGCAUUUAUCUCUGCACAUCAAAGCGAGAUAAAUCUGAUGAAAAAGCCUUGGGGAGAAUGCAGACCAGAAUCAGAAAACUUGAACUAUUUUGACACAUACAGCGUAUCUAAUUGUUUCAACGAAUGUUGGAGGAAACGCACUGGUUCUUGUGGAUGCGGAAUGUAUGACGUUGGCAUGGAUAAGAAAAUUGUUUGCGACCCUCAAGAAACAACAGAAUGCAUAGCAAAAGCAGCCAUUCUGCAACGAAAGCUCACUGUCGAAAAGUGCAAUUGCCAGCCUGCGUGCAAAACUACUGACUACAUGACAACGAUUUCAUACGCUGAUCUACAAACUUCGGAUUGGGUAGAUUUGACCAAUGAAGAGGGAUUCACAGAAUAUAUAUUGAAAAACAUCGUUGGAGUCAACGUCUUCUUCGAUCGAAUGAGUAUUACGAAACAAGACGAAAGUGAAGCAACUACAUUCACUGCAUUUCUAAGUGACUUGGGCGGACAGCUGGGCUUUUGGAUGGGGAUCAGCGUCUUGACUGUGUUUGAAUUUUUACAACUAUUGUUGGAAAUUUGUAAGAAGGCAAUGAAUCAUACAAAAGCUUCAUCAAGCAUGUCGAAGACUAAAGUUAUAAAGUUGAAAGAAACUGACUAACAAUCACAAGACUUUCUCCUGGGCGAUUAAGCUUUAACCUACAAUAUCUAAAAACCAUCUUUUUAUAAUAUUUUAUUCCUAACUGGAUCAGUAGUCUGAAUAACAAAUACUUUCCUAGAAUACAAGUUUUUUAAUAGAAGAUCUAAUACCAGGGACUGAAAAUAGAAAAUGGUGAAUAGAGAAAAACGCACAUGAUGAGUCUUCCAUGCAUUGGAAAUAAACUACGGUAAUGCAUCUAUACCUAAUGAGAACAAACUUACAUAAAAUGUGAUUGUCUCUACGCCCCUACACCAUGAACUUAAAAUAUAGUAUGAGCGAAUAUGUCAUGUUCCUAUGCAGGUACUGUUUUUUAGCAUAGGAAUUCUGUUAUUUAUAAUUAUACUACGGGAACUUCUUUAUAGAAUACGAUUCGAAUUUAUUUUGAUUUGUAGAAUCAUCUCAAGAUUCCAUGCUAAAUAGAACAAACAUAUGAUCAGCAUUUGAGAAUGCAUUCACACUAUUGAAGAUAUUUCCGGCGCAAAUUAGAUUUAAAGCAGACAUGCAAAAUCAAACAUAAUUGAUUCCAGAAAAAUAACUUUCUGGUUGAUUGAAACCGUUUCUGCACUUGCUAAGCAAUCAAGAAAGAAUUAAAGAAGUAUUGUAGCUCACAUCAUUAUUAAUGAAGAACACCAUAAUGGGAACCUUCAAGAAUA
Molecule: messenger RNA, 2690 nt
Organism: Styela clava
Lineage: Eukaryota; Metazoa; Chordata; Ascidiacea; Stolidobranchia; Styelidae
Product: acid-sensing ion channel 1C-like
Biological process (GO): sodium ion transmembrane transport
Cellular component (GO): plasma membrane
Molecular function (GO): ligand-gated sodium channel activity
Source: RefSeq, a predicted model, not a curated record